CUUCUCCCUUCUCCCUAUAAAUAUUAGUGCCGCCUUCACCUUGCUCCUCUUCACUCCAAAGUUCGUUCGCUCACUCACUCCGGCUAGCCCUAGCUUCUUAACUGCUGUAAUUUGUAAAUCUCAAGCACGUCUACUAUAAGACUCUAAGCUAUCUGGACUAUGGAGGAGCCAGAUAGAUUAAGUGAACUCCCUGCAGAUGUACUUGACAAGAUUAUGGGAUUAUUGUGGAUUGGAGAAGCCGCUAGAUGUGCUGUCUUGUCCACCGUUUUGAGAGAUGCUUGGUACAAUCUUACCGAGCUUGAUUUUGACGAUUCCUUUCAUCAUAACAUUUACCCAAUUUAUGAUGGUGACCCAGCCACAUGGCAUCGUAAAAUCAACAAUUACCUCAAGAAGCACAAUGGAAGCAUUAAAAAGUUUGGCAUUUAUUUUAGUCUCCAAGCAUAUCAACGUGAUUUUGAUAAUUUGUUCCUUUCUGUGACGAAUAAAGGUGUUCAAGAACUCUACAUUAACAUAUAUAGCGAUGAUCCCAUCAAAUACAGGCUUCCUGCUUGCAUAUUUAAGUGCCCUACACUGAAGAUUGUGCAAGCUUCUGGUGUUCAAAUUGACCCCAUAAAGGCCCGUUGCAUAUUUCCAAAUGUCACUUCUAUUUCUUUUAGUGAUGUGGACUUCAGCCCUAGGAGUCGUCAACUUCAUGCUGUUGAUGUUCCAAUGCUCCGAAAUUUGAUAUUCAGAGGAUGUGAAGACAUCUCUCAUUUUAACAUCACUGCUCCAAAACUCCGUACUUUAUCAAUCAAAGGAUGUUACAUUGGCCAUGAUUGUGACAGUGACAGUGACAAUUACUCCCAGAGUGAUAGUGAUGAUGAUGAUGAUUACUACUAUGAAGAUGAUGACUCCCGCUAUACAAAUGACUAUAGAAAUGAAUUUGAAAAGAGACUAUUUGAAUUCCUUAUGUCUCAAGUAGAGGACGAUGACGAUGAAAGUGAUUACAGCGACAAUAGCGAUAGCGGAGGUGAUUAUGAUGAUAGCAACAUGUUUUGCUAUGACCUUCUCAGUGGAGAAGACAAAUCGGGUGGUGGUUUUCUCCCAGCGAACAUGGAUUUGGGAUCUAUACGUGCACUUCAUUUGUGUUGUGAUGGUAUUGGGGCUGUUGUUGAUGACUUUAGAAUGAGACUUCAAAUGCCAGCGUUAGACGUGAAAUACUUAAACCUCUCAGGUGACUAUUUUCCAGAUCCUGAUAGUAACUCUAAGUUUGUGAGUUUGCUGCAAAGUUGCCCAAAAUUAUGCAAACUUGAGAUAUGUUUUGAGCUUCAUGGGUUUGAGUCCCCUGAUUGUAGUGGAAGUUUUUCUGAUCUUUUGGGAGGACAGCACAAUCUACAUUACAGACACAACGCCCUCCGAAUUAUGAAGCUUAGCUUACUCUCAGGGUCCAAAUCUGAAUUGCAAUUUAUAACGGGACUAAUAGCUUGCUUCCCAACAUGUAAGAAGGUGCUUGUUUGUUGUCCGAAAAGGUUCUGGUCCAGGGAGAAGGCAAAAAUUAAAGAGGAGAUUUUGAGUUCUUGUGGUGCCUCAUCAGCAGUAAAAAUCUAUUUGAAAUGAGAAGCCAUUUGGUUUGAUCCAUCUCCUUAACUCUCAUGAUAUGUAAUGGGAGGAAGCUGAUCUCUUCUGCUCUGAAGCAGCAAGGAAUUUCAAUAUAUAUUAGUGUAAAAUGAUCUUUGCGUUUUUAGAUGGUUUGUUAGAACGAAACUGAGUUUAAUAAUGUGGUAGAACUUAAGUGCAUAGACUGGCUGUUCGUAAUUGGGGAGAGAACAAUUGUGCUCCCAACGACCCUCCCCUCCCUUCCCUUUACAUGGAUUUUUCCAUUCUCCUUUUUAAGCAGUUCUAUA
Messenger RNA from Cuscuta europaea, 1883 nucleotides. NCBI's taxonomy places the organism in Eukaryota, Viridiplantae, Streptophyta, Magnoliopsida, Solanales, Convolvulaceae. The record is from the annotation of a GenBank genome assembly.